This is a messenger RNA of Pectinophora gossypiella (pink bollworm), 3487 nucleotides long. RefSeq names its product PHD finger protein 21A-like. The record is from RefSeq and is a predicted model, not a curated record. Bases 482 to 2020 code for a protein of 512 amino acids. NCBI's taxonomy places the organism in Eukaryota, Metazoa, Arthropoda, Insecta, Lepidoptera, Gelechiidae. The transcript is spliced from 13 exons.
UGGCUUGAUGUGGGUUGGCUUGGCUUGGCGUACCUUACAUAGCAUAGACAACAUAGAUGUUGGUCCUUUCUCCAAUCAUCGAACGUUUUUUUGUGAAGAAGCGAGACGAAGCACUGAAUGUAUAAUGUUAUCCUUUUUCUUCAUACGGCUCGUACAGCUCGUUGUAAUCACAAGUUUCCUUUUCAUUUCAUUUUCUCUCAAUCAAAUGAAAUUAUUUUAUUUUUGCGUACUUAUAUAAAUUACAAGGACUCAAAGUAGAGUUUUAUAAAAAUUCGCAAAGUUAACUUAGUUUUUGUGCAUUUCAUUAUGCAAGUUUUAUAAUAAAGUGUAUUGUUCUUGUGUCGUUACCUCUGUAAAGUGAUAAGGUGUUAGUCGUUUUGUUCGGAGUUUCAUUCUUCCUGAAACAUAUCGUAAUUAAUGAAUUUCUCUGUGACCUUGUUUUCUAAAAGCUAUUUAUAAGUUUAUUAGUGUCUUAUUUACAAUGGAAGUGUCUAAUAAAAUAAAGGAAGAGAUUCGCAAAACUCAGUCGGAUUUGAAAAAUGCAAUUCGAGUUCAUCAGAUUUGGGUCGCACGACUUCAAGAUGAUGAAAGCAACUUUCAUCUUAAGACAAAAGUUAAGGAAGCAGAAAAAGAAAUAAUUUCUAUCGGCCAGACUCAAAAACUAGUGGUAGAAAGAUUACGACGUGAGUUGGAGUUGUAUCAACAGAGAUUAAAAGCAAGAAACAAGCAGAUUAAUAUAGAAAAUGACAACCGCUAUGUAGCCCAACAAUUGAGGGACCACCAGUUGCAAUAUUGUAGCCGAAGUAGAUCUGUGUCCCUGUUGAAGCCAUCAGUCCUUAGUGAGAUCCAUAUAAAAGCAGAAAAUAAUAAUGAGGAUCUUAAAGAAAAUAUAUCAGACUCUGACAAUGAAAGUAAAUCACAUGAAAAGGAGAACUCAAAUCAUAGUGAGAUGGAUGAGAAGGAUAAAUAUCAGAGGAACUAUUCUCAGUUGCCUACCACAGUCCACGACAGCAGGAGUAACUUUGCUAAUGCACUCAACAAAGUUAAGGAGUCCCUUAUUGGGGUGAAGAUGCAGCAGCAAGCGAGUGAAUGGAAUGAGCAGAGGUCUGACUCUGACUGUUCAGGCAUUCAAUUGUCGCCAACGCCUUCUCCCCCGCCACUGCCUAAGCCCGGAGAGCUGGUCUCUCAGGAGACAUUCUUGAGACUCAUUGGCUUGGUGACACACUCACAAAAGGAGAUAUUAGAGAAAAAGCGUAGUGAGCGCCGCAAGCGAUCCACGACAAGCACCAACAGAACGGAUUUCCUCUAUGGAAACUAUGACAUGAUGCCUAAACGCAAGAAGCUGAACCAGUUCCCGUAUCUGCAGACACACAACGACCCUCCACAAACACGCUCUGCGAAGCUACGGAAGCAACAGAACCAGAACAAAUCAUCGCGAGAAGGCUCGCCAUCAGGGUCGUCUUCUGAAAAUAAAGGUUCUGGUUGGAGUAACGGCAAGCCGGCGUGGGCGUCUUCGUUGCCGGCUGGGCUGUCGGUGGAGCCCGUGUACCCGCCGUCGAAGAAAGUCUGUCAUGGAUGCGGGAGAAACGAUGUGCCGUCGCUGCUGGUGUGGUGCAGCGCGUGCGGCGUGUGCGUGCACACGGGCUGCAGCGCGGAGGGCCGCUGCCCCGCGCCCGCCUGCCGCGCCCCUCUGCCCGACCCCGCCGCCUGCGCCGCGCCGCACGUGCCCGACACGCAGCUCUACAGAGACAAACUAGCAGAACGGAAACGUCUACAAGAGAAAAAUAUCGAAUUGUGCGUAGAGCUCCGUAAACUGGAAGCGCGGGCCGCUUCUUUGAAGGAGAACCUCGACGAACACAACGCAGAGAAGCGACAACUGUUAGCAGCUCAGAUCAAGACACAGCGCAACCUGCAGAAGCUUCUAGACUUCAUCAGCCAGUUUAAAGAGACCUCCAUCAGUAUGCGGUCUUCUUCGGCCAGCGAUACUGGCAGCGAUAUUAGUAAAAGUAAUGAAGAAUAAAGAUACGUCGAUAUGUUUCGACAGUAUGUAGGAUAAGGUUUGUGGUCAGUGUUGAUUGUACCAUUUAGAGUAUUAGAACGGAGUAGGCGCCGUGAGUAGUCCAAUUAUUGUUAACGUUUUCUAUGUCCUAGUGUAAAGUCCAAAUGAAUUUUGUAUUGAAAUCAGAAACUCGAAAUCCUGUUUCCCACUAAUAAGGGUGGGAUUCCACCGAAGCGAAGGCACGAGACGAGCGGAGAAGUGCGUGGAUAGCGUAUUUGACUGUUUUUUUCAUCAAUGUACUGUCGUGAACAACAUCGCAAGACGCCAGCUACUCACGUGAACACGCUGAAGAUAUCUCUGAAAUCCGUUUGUCAAUGUCUUACUUAACCCCGGAGAUAUUCAUAGUUAAAAUAAGUGGAUGCUCCGUCCCGUUCUAGCAAAACUGAAUUUGUAUGUAGCUUAGUGAUAGCUUCUAUGACACUAUAAACGCGUGACGUCGCGCGUUACUAUUGCCAUUUCUUUCUAGCUCCUUGAUUUCGAAUAGCUGUAACAGGCUAUUUUGAAACUAUAACUAGUUGACAAAUUGAGUUAGGUAGUUAGUAAAAACCAAUUACCGCGAGGGAGAUAGCGAUAGAGCGUCUUCUCUCCCCACGAUGUGAUUGAUUGAUUCCGCACGACUCUGCUCGUGUCCUCUUCGCUUCGGUGUAAACCCACUCUUAGAUAAUUAUGUACUUAUUAUAUUUUUUUAAGAAGUACAACAUAUUGCUUUACGAUUAUUGGUAAAACUUGCCGUUUUCAAAAUGUAAUGUUACAUUAAUUUUGAAAAACAUUUAUAUAAGUUGUUUAGAAGAAACGUUUUUUGUCAAUAGGUUCUUGUUCACGCACAACAACUAAAGUUAUUUCUUUAGUUAUGAAAAUUAUAGUUAUGAUAUCCAGUGUGUCAGCACCUCAUCGCACUUUCCUAUACUUCUAUCCUUUUCUGGUAAACGGAACUGUCAUUUGCUAGAGCGAGAGAGAGCGACCGCACGUGACAGAUAGACGGUCGCUUUGUCUCGCUCUAGCAAAUAAAGGUUCUGACCCACGUAACAGAUAAGGAUAGGAAAGUGCCAUGAAAUGCCGCCAGAUGUGGUUCAUUCUUAAAUCACGAACAGAUAACUAAAGGACCAAUAUUUUUUUGCAUUUCAAUAAUUGAUUGGAAAUUUGAUUAGAUAGGUUAAAUGAGAAAUAUUUUCUUUAAAAUCAAUUUUUAUAAAAUAAUCAAAUGGAUAGCCAAAAAGAAAGUGUUCAGUAUUGAUUCUUAUUAAAUUAAAAAUAGUUUGUUGUGUAAGUGGUCUUUUCCUAGUUGCUAAUGAUUUUAUUUUAGUCAAAAGUUGAUGAAUUAAUUGUUCACUGUGAUAUGAUUAGGUUAUCCUUGGUUAUUUAUACUACUUUGUCGAGUAUACCAGGGUUGUAUUGUAAAUAAAACUCGAAUACACAUUCGAAAGUAAA